GUCCACGAAGGAAUAAGCAUUGCUGCGGGAGAAGUAGUUAGCGGCUGAGAUGAACAGAAAAGAGAUCAUCGCAGUGAAGAUGGCGAGAGGUAUGCCGGGACUAAGGAGAGCGGUACUAGAAUGUAUAAAAAAGUUACCCGUCACAGCCAGCCGAGAAACACCUAAACGGAUUGGCGUAAGAUAUCUCUCCUCAUGUGGGAUCCUGAUGAUGAGGGUGCCACCCCUCCUGGGGGCCAUGCCCAGGUCCAGAGUCAUUGUGGCCCCCACCCGCUCCUUCUUCAACCUGGCUGACACCUUCAACAAGAGGAAGGAGUACUCUGAGAGACGUGUCAUGGGGUACUCUAUGUUGGAGAUGUAUGAAGUGGUAGCUGGGGUGGAGAACUACCUUCACUUUGUUCCCUGGUGUAAGAAGUCUGACGUAGUGUUCCGGCGCUCAGGGUUCUGUAAGGCCAAGCUGACAGUUGGCUUCCCCCCGGUAGUGGAAAACUACACCUCGCUGGUCACCACAGUGCGCCCCCACCUGGUCAAGGCAGCCUGUUCAGACGGUAAGCUCUUCAACCACCUGGAGACGGUGUGGCGCUUCAGCCCUGGCCUCCCUGGCUACCCUCGCACCUGCACGGUUGACUUCUCUAUCUCCUUUGAGUUCCGCUCCCUGCUGCAUUCCCAGCUGGCCACGGUUUUCUUUGACGAAGUGGUGAAGCAGAACGUGUCGGCGUUUGAGAGGCGGGCCGGGAAACUUUACGGAGCACAGACCAUGAUCCCCAGAGAGCUCAUGUUUCAUGAGGUGCACCACACGUAGCGUGCCCCAACGGGUCAUCCUCUCUCUGCGCGCGCACACACAUACAUAGUCAGCCAUGGCAGGGAGAAAGAGAAGGAGUGAAGGGAGGGGGGAAGAGGUUAAAUGCCUGAACACUGCAGUGCCUUAUCAGAAAACAACCAAUGAUUUUAUACCCAUUAACUGCUUGUGGCUGGAUUCUGUCCCCCUCCUUACCCCCCAAAAAUACCCCUCUCCCCAGACUUACAUCACUCUUCCUUCCCCCUAUACCACCAUAGACCCCUACAGGUGCCCCCUCACACCAAAGAAACCAUCAGCACCUUUGGCCAUACCUCAGAGCUUAGUGCUGUCCCCAUGCGGUGAGCACAGGGCUCAUAAUCGCCCUCUUGUGGAGAUAUAAAAACUCUUCUACUAAGGCCUAAAUAAAGUCAGUUUAUAGUGAAAGGCUGUGUGUAAGAUACUAUGGUAGCGAGAUCAGGGGAAAGGGACUGGGGUUCUUAUGUCCUGAUCAGGCCAAAAGUUUGUGAAGGCCCAUCCAAGAUAUUACGUUAUUGUAACAAACCUAACAUACAUUAUAAACUGGGUGGUUCGAGCCCUGUAUGCUGUUCUGGCAGUGGUAUGACAAAAACAUUGUAUUUUUUACUGCUCUAGUUACCCUGGUAACCAGUUUAUAAUUGCAUUUAGGCACCUCUGGUGUCUGUGGAAUAUGGCCAAUAUUUCACAGCUAAGGGCUGUAUCCAGGCACUCCGCGUUGCGUCGUCCAUAAGAACAGCCUUUAAACGUGGCAUAUUGGCCAUAUACCACACCUCCUCUGGCUUUAUUGCUUAAGUACCCUAAUGCUAUGUUGUCAUGUGGAUAAGAUGGAGGCUGGGGUUUCAAAGGAUCGGCUUGUACAUUUUUGAAUGAAGUGUGAGCACUUGAAGAUCGAAGUUUCCUAAAGGAAUGUCGCAACACUGCCGAGCAGAUGUAUACACACUGCUGUGCCUACCUACACAUACCUGUUCAAGAGGUGCUGUGUUGCAACAAUGUUACCGGGGACAUUUCUGCUACACCCCAUAUAGCACCUUGUUAUCUAAUGACCAUGGGAGGCAUGUUGUUCAGUUAUGGCACUUGUGCUUUUUUUUAAAGUGUGCAAUAUGUGUUUUAGUUUUCUAAAUGCAGCUACUUUUCCCCUAGAGAUAUCCACUGUUUAAAAGGGCCCAGACUGGCUAGGCAGGGUACAGGGUCAUCCAAACUGUCUGUGUCAAAUGGCACCCUAUGUCCUGUACAAUAUACCCGUAGGGCUCUGGUCAAAAGUAGUUUACUAUAUGCACUACGUUUGACCAAAAGUAGUGCACUAUAAAGGGAAUAAGUUAACAUGUUGGUUGCUUGUCUGCCAGUCAGAAUACUGUCACAGUGAGGUAUCUUACCAUAGAACCUUUUAAAGAUGUCACUUAUGUACACCCAGUGACCUUUGACCUGAUCCUAGUGGAAUCAUAUUUAUAUUUUGUAACCUUACGCAUUCUCCUCCUAUAAAGAUAUUUAUUUAGAUAAGAACACGUGUACAUAUUGUUUUAAGACGAGAUGAGUGCACUGAACUAUAAUUGUUAGGUUUUGGGGAUUGGGUUUUCUAGUGCAAAUCGAGGUGUUUCAAUGAGCGAAGAUGUAUAAACUAUUUUUAUAUUAAAAAAGUGUUUUUUGUG
Messenger RNA from Salvelinus fontinalis (brook trout), 2457 nucleotides. RefSeq names its product coenzyme Q-binding protein COQ10 homolog B, mitochondrial-like. Bases 50 to 799 code for a protein of 249 amino acids. The transcript has 5 exons. Gene Ontology annotation, biological process: cellular respiration; ubiquinone biosynthetic process. NCBI's taxonomy places the organism in Eukaryota, Metazoa, Chordata, Actinopteri, Salmoniformes, Salmonidae. Gene Ontology annotation, molecular function: ubiquinone binding. The record is from RefSeq and is a predicted model, not a curated record. Gene Ontology annotation, cellular component: mitochondrion.